This is a messenger RNA of Pocillopora damicornis (cauliflower coral), 3244 nucleotides long. RefSeq lists its product as uncharacterized. NCBI's taxonomy places the organism in Eukaryota, Metazoa, Cnidaria, Anthozoa, Scleractinia, Pocilloporidae. The record is from RefSeq and is a predicted model, not a curated record. Gene Ontology annotation, biological process: signal transduction.
UCGAGGGAGUAGCGGUAACUAUGUCUAACUCUGACUGACGGAAAUACUCGUUGUCUGUAACUUUUAAGCAAAAUUUCGUCUACUUUUCGCAAGUAACUGGCCUCUACGCAAGGAGAUUCAACCCGAAAAUUUCUCCCCAAUGACAUACGCAGUAAGAUUCACAGCAUAGCAACAGAGAAAGUCUAACUUUACGUGCUGCAUCGUGCUCUUGGCGACUAGGUUGUCAAACAAUCCAAUCAUUGUGAGUUAUGGUGGAUCAAAGAAAUCAAGAAAUCUUAAUGUAGCACCUCGACAACCUGAAAUGGAAAUGGCUGUCAACAGACCACCGACAUCUGAUUUGAAGCCCGAACUUGUUCAACACCUGCCUCUACAAGAUCACGGCCAUACGUCAAGAGUAAACAUGGAGCACAAGAACGAAGAACGAAGUGAGAGGAUUUCAUCGGCUGAGUGGGAAGCCUUACUUAGAAGAACGUAUAAGAAAUACGCAGAAAGCUUCCCAGAGCUAGGAGAUGCCCCUCCAAUAAUGUUUAAUUCCCUAAGAGAGUUGAGGAAAGCCGUAGACGACAAAUCCAAGGGACAUAUAAUUCAAUAUUCUAAGCUGAGAGGAAUACUCGUAGAGUUGUUUGAAAAAAGUUACAGCACAUGUGAGUCAGCGCGGACGAACGACUCAGAAAAAUUCAAUGCACUUAUGGAGUUUAUAAUUGAAGGCGAAGGAGCAACAGUGCUGCAUAGCUUCGUGAAAAACUGUUUCAAAGAUUUCUAUACUAAUGGAAAAGACGAAAAGUUGGGCACAAGUUACCAAAAGGAGACUUAUACUUGCGUUAAGAGCCUAUCAUACGCAUUGUCAACAAUACAAAACUUUACUGAUUUCCACGAUGGUUUUUGCUUGGCGAGCGCUCAAGAUGGAGUUGUACUAACUUGCAUGGAUAAUAUCAAGAGGAUCGAUCAAGAGAAUGAUGACUGGCAAAGCGAAGAUGAAGAAUCUGAAAUAUUUGAAGUACUAGACGCGUGCAUCUCAAUUUUGCACAACAUUUCUCGCCGACUGCGAGAUCGCCAAUGGUUUGCUAACAGUGACGACACUUUGCUCUAUUUUGCAAAAGUUAAAGUGGCAAGUAUCGCUGCCACGGCGUUGUUGUGCCUGACUUACCUUGUUGAUGAAGAAACUAAUCAUUUGAUAUCCGCCAACAAAGACUUGCUCCGCUUCAUUAUAGCAAUGUUAGACGAAGCUUGCGAGGCCGAAGACCACAAAAGCAACGGAUUCUCCGCUAAGGAACUUGUAGAAGGACUCGGUCGUUUGGCAAUUAACGACAACAAUAAGAAAAUUCUUGGAAACGAAGGGGCAAUAAGAGUCUUAACGUCAAGAAUCAAGACCUCGAGCGACGACGAGGAACGAGCGAGUGCGGUCGAGGCAUUGUGGAUGCUGGCUUUCGCCAACUCAAACAAGGAUAUUAUUCGAGAGGGAGACGGGACCAUGGAGAUCUUACGCACAUUACACCACAGUCAAAACGCUGAAGUGCAAAAGGCAGCCGCUGGAGCAUUGUGGGAGAUUGAAGGAAAGACAGCAAGAGACAAAGCCGAUAAGACAAAAGAGGGGUCUGGAAACCACGUGAUGAUUAGCUACCAACGGGAUGCUCAGGAAAUCAUGAUCCAAGUCAAAAAUCAACUUCAGGCUAAUGGAUGCAGAGUAUGGAUGGAUCUGGAGCAAAUGAGUGGGUCCACACUAGAGACAAGGGCCAAAGCUGUUGAGAACGCUGCUGUUGUACUGAUCUGCGUGUCACAACGAUACAAAGAGAGUCCAAACUGUCGUUCAGAGGCCGAGUACGCCUACCAGUUAGGAAAAGACAUCAUUCCUUUGAUGAUGGAGGAAAAUUACAAAGCGGAUGGCUGGCUAGGAAUGCUAUUAGGAACGAAACUGUGUAUUGGCUUUCAGAGUAAGGAUAACAUUGAUUCCGGUGUGACAAAACCGGUCAAAGAAUUGGCGGGAAGAGGAAAAGAUGUGGAUCACACAGACGGCCCCCCAAAGAAGAGGAUUCGAAAAACUACGGCCACCACUCCAACAAAACAGCCCUCUAGUCCAGAUGUAGCCGAAUGGACAAAUGAGGACGUGAAGAGAUGGCUGGAGAAAAUUGGAUUAACACAGGUGUGUGACGAAGACAUGGUUGAAUUCACUGGACAAACACUGAUUGAACUUCAAGAGCUCCGAGGAGAAUGCCCAGAUUAUUUUUACAAGUGUCUUGAGCGCACAUUUCAGCUUAAAAACAUGUUUCAUGUACUCAAGUUUAGAAAGGAGUUGGACAAACUGCUAGGAAAUUAAUUGCGAUUGGCGAAAUAUGCAAUUCCUCUCAUUCGCCUAGUUAAGGAACAGUUGUGUGAUGUGUGUCACACAAUUCUUUACAUUUAGGGGCAAAGCUCGUGUAUGAUCAUGAACUUUUGGACUGUAAAGAUGAAUCGUUCAUCAAACGGACACGCUUUCACAUGAGCAAACUAAGACAAAAUGACCCAACGUACCCCGAGAAUAGAUUCUUGUUUUUAUUUACAAUUUGUUUUCAAUCAGUUCGCCAAGGACGUAAAUCCGAAUGGAAUAAGUUCGGUGGUUGAAAAACGGGUCGCAGCAACCAAAUCCAAUGUUGACGCUAUAGCAAUAAUAUUCGAAUAGCAACUGAAAUAUGUACUAAAUUCUAGAGAUAAAAGCGUUAUACUCAAAUUUCUAAUUGAACAAUUUGCUAGUUUCUGCACAGCCAUGUACAGUUUUGUUAGCCAUGUUUUUUUUAAAUUAGGUUGGUUAUAAAUCAUACAUUUCCAGUUCUUUUGUACCAUUGUUGAGCUCACUUGUUGACUGCCAUUAGCACUGAAGGAUUUUCUGAGGUUUAAAAAUUACCUCUAAGGUUUUAAAAGCCAAAGAAGGUUCUAAAUCACCAUAAAUUAUCGAUCAGUCGAGAUGGCAUUGAACAUACUCCAAGAUUUUUUUUUUAAGAUCCAGUGCAAAGAUGAAUAUUGAUAUGCUAAAUACAAUUCCAUAUUGAGAAAAAGGGAAGUUGACGCUUUCGUUUUUGAAAUACAGGCACAUUGUUAAUAGUGUUUAAAAGAGGGUGUUAUUUUCUAACCAGUCCCUUCAAAAGGGUUUUAUAAUAUCUAUCAAGUUAUUUUUUAUGAUAUUUACAGUCGUAGUUGUAGGCUCCUUGGAAGAGUACUUUGUAGUGAUGAUAAAUACCGUGGAUAAGUAAAGUUUUCAUUCAUUCAUUCA